Messenger RNA from Nematocida parisii ERTm1, 407 nucleotides. RefSeq lists its product as uncharacterized. Lineage: Eukaryota; Fungi; Microsporidia. Bases 1 to 336 code for a protein of 111 amino acids. The record is from RefSeq and is a predicted model, not a curated record. The transcript has a single exon.
AUGAUCCCGACUGUUCAGAGCCUACUUUUAGCACCUAAUACGGAAAUAAUCGAUGCCCUGGAGACCAGACUUAAAUCACUGUCCAUCACACACUCUGAGACAGAUAAAACAAUCCUGCAACUACAAGCCAGAGAAAUAAAAAGAGAGAAUACUUUUCUGGAGAAUAGAAGCACUUUAGAAAGUAUAUUUGCAGUAAUUGAUGCAGGAGAGAAUCUUGAUCAGUUGAAGAAUUCGAUUGUUCCUAUUUUAGAAUCUGCCCCUUCUUCUAUAAACAGCGUAGAGGUCUUUCGCUUUAUUCUUAAGCAUGGGAUGCGCUCUGAAACUAUAAAUAUAUAGAACAAAAUGAACCAAAGAAGUGCCCUGUUAAAGAACUAGUCAGCACGCAGUACAUAAGCAAAUAAACCCAA